Molecule: messenger RNA, 1297 nt
Organism: Thamnophis sirtalis
Lineage: Eukaryota; Metazoa; Chordata; Lepidosauria; Squamata; Natricidae
Source: RefSeq, a predicted model, not a curated record
CCGACUGUGCCGUCCUGAUCGUAGCUGCUGGCGUAGGGGAAUUCGAGGCGGGCAUCUCCAAAAACGGGCAGACCCGCGAACACGCCUUGCUGGCCUACACGUUGGGCGUCAAGCAGCUCAUCGUCGGCAUCAACAAGAUGGACUCCACGGAGCCGCCCUACAGCGAGAAGCGGUACGAUGAGAUCGUCAAGGAAGUCAGCGCCUACAUCAAGAAGAUCGGCUACAACCCGGCCACCGUCCCCUUCGUUCCCAUCUCUGGCUGGCACGGCGAUAACAUGCUGGAACCAUCUCCCAACAUGCCUUGGUUCAAAGGAUGGAAAGUGGAGCGCAAAGAAGGCAACGCCAGCGGGGUCUCCCUCCUGGAGGCUCUGGAUACAAUCCUGCCCCCCACUCGCCCUACAGACAAACCUCUACGCUUGCCUCUUCAAGACGUCUACAAAAUCGGAGGUAUCGGGACCGUCCCCGUGGGCCGCGUGGAGACAGGGAUCCUCAAGCCUGGCAUGGUGGUCACCUUUGCCCCCGUGAACAUUACCACCGAGGUGAAGUCGGUUGAGAUGCACCACGAGGCCUUGAGCGAAGCUCUGCCAGGAGACAACGUUGGCUUCAACGUCAAGAACGUGUCCGUGAAGGACAUCCGCCGGGGCAACGUCUGCGGGGACAGCAAAUCGGACCCGCCUCAGGAAGCGGCCCAAUUCACUUCUCAGGUGAUCAUUUUGAACCACCCUGGACAGAUCAGCGCUGGCUAUUCUCCCGUCAUUGACUGCCACACCGCCCACAUUGCUUGCAAAUUCGCCGAGCUUAAGGAGAAGAUCGACCGACGUUCUGGCAAGAAGCUGGAAGACAAUCCCAAAUCGUUGAAAUCUGGAGACGCUGCGAUUGUGGAGAUGAUCCCUGGCAAACCUAUGUGUGUUGAGAGCUUCUCCCAAUACCCACCCUUAGGUCGCUUCGCCGUACGCGACAUGCGGCAGACCGUGGCGGUGGGCGUGAUCAAGAACGUGGAGAAGAAGAGCGGCGGGGCUGGCAAAGUCACCAAGUCCGCACAGAAAGCCCAGAAGGCUGGCAAAUGAAUCGUGGGUACCCCGUGCCUCGCCCAGCACCCAUCGACCCGACCCGGAUGCUGUCAUCUUCCCCCCGAGGCGCAUGUCUACACAUCCGCUUGUAAAAGUUUGUACGUCAACGACUGGAUGCUCACUAUUAAGGUCCAGUGGAAGUUCUUUAAAAGGAAAAGCAUGUCCCAGCGUUCGUGAGCCUCCGUGUUCAAUUUUACCAAUAAAACUGGUACAACAUCCCACUCCGA